Messenger RNA from Diprion similis, 638 nucleotides. RefSeq names its product putative defense protein Hdd11. The transcript has 4 exons. Lineage: Eukaryota; Metazoa; Arthropoda; Insecta; Hymenoptera; Diprionidae. The coding region runs from base 143 to 631 and encodes 162 amino acids. The record is from RefSeq and is a predicted model, not a curated record. Gene Ontology annotation, molecular function: oxidoreductase activity, acting on metal ions.
UAAGGGGAGGGGCUGACCAAGAGGAUAUAAGAAGGCAAGCGUUCAUUCCUGCAGCUCCACAACUCAGCUUUGACUCCUUCGACCGGUCGUUACCUUCUCGAUUGGUCCGACGGGCACCAAUCCAUAACCAUAACUCAUCAAGAUGUUCCGUUUAUUCCUUCUCAUCGCGAGCGUCGUCGCAGUGGCUCAGGGUUUUAGUGCUGGAGCUCCGCCUGCCGUCUGCGAAGACCUGACGCCAAAACAUCACACGGAUCCUCAGGCAGGACCUUCGCCGUACAAAAUUUCGAUAAACAAGAACAGUAUCAAUCCAGGAGAAGAAGUGAAGGUCACUAUUGAGGGAAUCAACGGAGAGAAAUUCAAGGGAUUUUUGGUCCAGGCUCGACAAGGGAAAGAGAUCCUUGGAUCAUUCCCUCUCGAUCCCAACGAUAAGGAAGCCCAGACUAUAGACUGUCCCAAAGGAGAAAAGAACGCUGUUACCCACAAAAACUCCGACGAAAAAUCGAAAAUGACCUUCAGUUGGAUACCUCCACCUGAAUUCAGCGGAACCGUCGUCUUCAAGGCGACCAUCGUUAAGGAUGGUGGAACCUUCUGGGUUGGACAGACCUCAUCGAACCUUAGCAUCGGUCAUUAAGGAAUGA